AUGGCGGAUGCAUUUAGCUUGGAGCGAGGGGUGACACCGCAGUCGGCGGGGGUGGACGGUGGAUGGUUUAUGGAUGGGGAGACAACUGCAGCAGAUGCGGGUCCGGCUGUUGUAGCUGAGAUGGAAGCCGUGCUGGCUCAAACGCCAGAGGCUAUUUCACUCUACAAGUCAGAGCUAGAAAAGCUGUUAUUGGCCUUCGUCAAGUCACAGGAGAGUGAGCAGCGACUGGUGCACCGCACCAAGGAGAUCGUAGCGGAGAUCCGCUCAAGUCAUGACGCCAUGGUACGAGACCAGGAGGAGGAGAGUGAGGCGCUAGCACAGAAAAAGAAGACUAAGAUAGAGCUAGAUGCCAUAGUGCAACAGAUCGCUUCGACGAGGCAAACGGAACUGGAGAAGCAACUGAAGGUCAAUGGCCUUCGAAGCAAACUAGAGUCCCUGCAAGAAGAAGUUGCCAGGAUGGCCAUGCCAUCCGGGAACGGUGGUGACAUCAUGCUGAACGAAGAGCAGGAGCUUCAGAUCUCCAGCCUCAAGAACAAGCGUGCAGAGAGCGCACGUGAUGUUGAGGCAAAGACAAUAUCACUGCAAGAUCUACGGCAAGAGACUACUAAUUUGUUUUCCCUAGUGCAAGAGGAAGAGGCCAAGAACGCGAGACUCGAAGAGACUCAAGCAAACGUCGUGUUGCAGAUUCAGGAGAAGCAGAGCCUCACGGAGCGGGAAGUACGGCGCAAAACGCGACUGGAAAAGGAACUCAAGAUACUCAAACAAACACACGAACGACAGCAAGUCGAAAUUUCUGCGCUGGAGACACUCAAGAAGGAGAAUGAGGAGAAUCUACGCAAGAAGGAGCUGACGAUGCGCGAGUCCAAACAGAAGAUGGAGAAAUACUUGAAGCAGUACGACGGGCUAUUCCGAACGACACACUCCUUGACAGAAGCGAUGCAGUUGCAGUGGCAGGAGAACGUCGAAUUGCAUAAGGAGAAUGUGCAAGUCGAGCACGAGCUGACCGUCAAGGAGCAGCAAAUCCAGACGAUCACACGAGAUGCGGUGAAAACUGACAAGCUCAUGGAAAUUGCCAGAGAGCAGCUACAAGAUAUCGAAGGCAAACGCUCUGAUUGCGAAAUAGAAAAGGAGAAAUACAAACUAGAGCUCGAGAGCCUUAUCAAUCUCACACUGGAAGCAGAGAAAAAGCAGAGUGAGUUGCUGACGAAGAAGCUAGACGAAAUGCUCCGAGAGCGCGAGGUGCUCAACAAGAUGCUAGUGAAGGUAAACGACCGAACGCAAGCUACGUUUGACUUGAUGAAGAUCAAGGAGAACACAAUGAAAAACCUGCAGAACGAGAUUAAUGGACUCAAGUCUCAUGUAAAGAAGCAACGUGCUCAGAUCCAACAGCUAGUCGGGGAGCGUGAAAAAUACGAAAAGGAAGCUGCCAACGCGACGCAAAAGUUCAUGACGUCGUUAGAAGAGGCAAAGCUGCAGGAUUUGCAAGUGGUCUCCCUCCAGCAGAAAAUCGUCGAGAGUGAAAGUCGUCUGAAGCAACAACAGAAUCUGUACGAAGCGGUUCGCACGGACCGAAACUUGUACAGUAAGCAGCUUAUUGAAAGUCAGGAGGAGAUCGGAGACAUGAAGCGCAAGUUUAAGAUUAUGAACCACCAGAUCGAACAACUCAAAGAAGAGAUCACAUCUAAAGAUCAUGCUCUUGUGAAGGAACACUUCGACCAUCACAAAGUGGACAAAGAAAAGGAGAUUCUCAAAAACGAGCUUUUGCGUAUCAAGAAACAGAUCCAAUCAUCGGAACAAAUAAUUCUCAAUCAGGAACAAGAGGCCACUAAACUCGCCAAGAUCAUACAAGAGGCAGACGAAGAAAAGCAGCGGCAAGUUAAGGAGUACGGGUGUGUUGUCCAUGAUCGCGAUACUUUGCGUCAACAACUUAUCCAACGGAACGAGGAACUGAGUGUGCUAUACGAGAAGAUCAAGAUACAGAAGUCAACAUUAUCCAAAGGAUACUUCCAGUAUCAGGAGAAGGAGAAAGAUGUCAACAACUUACAGUCGAGAAUCCUUGCACUUACACUUGAGAGAGACUCGAGCAACAACCAACUGUCACAUGAAGGUUCACUCAAACAGGAACUUAUCCGUCUGGAGAAAGAAUUACUCCAAGAGAAGACUAAAAUCCGAGCUCUUUCGGAAGAGCUUGACCAUCCGCUGAACGUCCACCGUUGGCGGAAACUUGAGGGCAGUGAUCCGAAGCGGUUCGAGAUGAUUCGGAAGCUUCAGACGAUGCAGAAGAAGCUGAUUCGUAAGUACGAGGAGACCACUAUCAAGGAUCUACUUAUCCUGGAAAAGGAGAAACUGUAUGUUGAGUUGAAGACGAUUCUAGCACGACAACCUGGUGCUGAGGUGGCAGAGCAAUUAGUCGUUUAUAAAGAAACGCUCAAGGGGAAGCAAAACCAGAUGAAGCAGAUGGAGGAAGAGCUUCAAAUGUACAAGAUGCAAGUGAACGAGUAUCGUCACGACCUUGGUCAACUGGAUAAGGAGAAGCAGCAGAUUCAGCAGGAAUGGAUCGAUAGACAGCUGAAGUCGUACAGUAACCAGUUUGACCAUGGACAGGAGGGAAACGCCACGGUAUAUGGAGAUCCUGCAUCUUACGGCAACCCUGAGGACUAA
Messenger RNA from Phytophthora infestans T30-4, 2661 nucleotides. RefSeq lists its product as uncharacterized. Bases 1 to 2661 code for a protein of 886 amino acids. Gene Ontology annotation, cellular component: cytoskeleton. The transcript has a single exon. Lineage: Eukaryota; Oomycota; Peronosporomycetes; Peronosporales; Peronosporaceae. The record is from RefSeq and is a predicted model, not a curated record.